Daphnia magna is the source of this 2334-nucleotide messenger RNA. RefSeq lists its product as uncharacterized. Lineage: Eukaryota; Metazoa; Arthropoda; Branchiopoda; Diplostraca; Daphniidae. The record is from RefSeq and is a predicted model, not a curated record.
AAGUCCAUGGAAAGAAAGUGGCUGAGAGCCAAGAAGCUGCCUAAAUUGAAAGACUUUCAGGAGACUAUGUUGAAGUCAAUUCAAUAUCAGAUGAUGGACUCAAUGCGGCCAAUGCUGCAUACCUGGAACCAGAUGAGAGUGGACGAUCCGUUAUUGAACAGUGUAGAAUCAUCUCUCCGUUUAAUGGGCUCUGCAGUUGCAAAUGUUUCCAAAUCACGUGAAAAUGUGAUUCGGCAUGUGGCCCCGUCCAUGAAACCAUUGCUGAAGGACCCACGGGCAUUCUCUUCUCGUGAGUGUGAGCGUUUGUUUGGCUCAAAAUUCAUAGACGUCAUGGUAAAAGAAGUUGAUGACGACGCCAAGUUGGCGAAAAUCGGACGCGAUGGCGGUCCCUCACACAGCCAGAAUGGUGGCAAUUCCAAUCGGCGCAAUGGCGGCCGCAAUCAAAGCUCGUACGUCAGCCGUAAUAACCAGAGUAGUGGUUUCAACAAAGGCGGGAAGAGCGACAAGGGGAAUGCCUACUUCAGGCAGACGGCCCAGGGCGCCAACAACAGGUAUGUAAGUUCUUCUUAUGGUUUCAUCCCUUUUUUUCUGAAAAUGUCUCCCGUUCAGUCACAUGUUGGGGGUCGUUUGAGAAAAUUCGCAGACGCAUGGCUCUCUCUUUCUGAUGAUCAAAGGAUCUUGUCUACAGUCAAUCACGGUUAUGCCAUUGACUUUGUUAAACCCCCCGUCCAACAUUUCGCCCCUUCAGGGUGUAUUAUGUCUAAAGAGAUGGAAAUUGUCUGCGACCAAGAAAUCACAACUCUACUGGCAAAGGCCCCGCGAGUCUUUACGAAACUUUUAAAACCUGUUGUGGCCUAUUUACGCGAGCGUGGCAUCCGGUUAAUCAUUUACCUUGACUAUUUGCUUAUCUUAAACCAAUCUAGGGACGGCGCCUCCCUUACCGGCUGGGGUGCAGUUUGCGAUGGCUCUCGGUCUCGGGGACCUUGGACAAUGACCGAUGCAGAACGGCAUAUUAACGAAUUGGAGCUUUUAGCUGCCUAUUUUUCGUUACAAGCAUUUGCAAACGCCUCAGAAAGAGUUGAGGACGGCGCCCGACUCAAGCGAUUGGAUGCUGCUGCAAGACAGGUUCAAACAACUAUCGAACAUUUGGACUGUACAAAUCGACCUCUUUGCGUCGGCCUGGAACGCUCAGCUUUCCAAUUUCGUGAGUUGGCUACCGCAACCCAAAGCUUCGACGAUCAACGCAUUCGCAUUGAAUUGGCGGAAGUUUCUCGGCUACGCCUUUCCCCCAUUUGCUCUCAUCCCACGCUGCAUGGCCAAGAUAAAGAAAGAGAAGGCGGAUCUUGUUCUCGUGGGCCCUCUUUGGCCCUCUCAACCUUGGUUCCCCCUUCUAUUGCAAAUGUCGAUCGAAUUUCCUCGAAUUCUAACUCCGCAUCGACUCUUGUUACACUCGCCAAUGCUAGAGCCACACCCAUUAAUUCAGUCAAAGAAAUUCCUUCUAGUCGCGUGGAAAUUGUCAGGCGACGAUUUGAAAGUAAAGGAUUUUCAAAAGAGACUGUCGACCUUCUCAUGGAAUGUGUCCGUGAGUCCACAACAGCUAGUUACGAGUCCGCCUGGAAGAAUUGGGUUAAUUGGAACCACGAACAGGGUUCGGAUCCCUUGUCUUCUUCUUUGAUAACCAUUCUGCAAUUUCUGACAGAUUUGGCUAAUUCUAAUUCCUCAUACAGUUCCGUCAAUACAUCUCGUUCAAUGCUUUCCUCCACUCUCGACCCCAUUGACGGAUACAAAAUAGGGGAACACCCAACUGUUGUGCAAUUGCUAAAAGGCUGUUUUAAUCUCUCCAUGGAGUCACGUGGUGCAAAGAAGAACAAGAAGAAGCGUCGUAAUUCUAGUGAUAGUUCCUCUUCUGGUUCAAGCUGGAAUUCAUCGUCAUCUACGAGAUCUCACGAUCGUAAAAUUCCCCGCAAGGAUGACGUGAAUACAAACGGAUUUGACGAGCCAUCCAACGUCGCCAUGCUGCCUCGAUCACGUGUUCGCGACCUACGUCGAUGGAUGAAAGAAGGUAUUGAAUCCAAAUCCGAGGGAAACACCCUCCGGUCUGCUUAUGUUCCCAAAUUUGAAGGUGAAUUUGAACGUAUGGCUCAAUUAUUGUACCCGUCAAUGGCUCGCAAAUGGCUUCGUAAUCUUGGUGAAUCGUCUGAUCGCGCUAAGUUGAAAGAUUUCUGGGAGAAACAGCUCUUAUCAUUGCAAACAGAAGUGAAAGACUCCUUUCAGCCUCUAGUCUACAUGUGGGGCGUUAUGCCCGAAAAUUCUAAUGCUGAGAUGCCCGUUUAA